Hippopotamus amphibius kiboko is the source of this 1668-nucleotide messenger RNA. RefSeq names its product COP9 signalosome subunit 4 (gene COPS4). Gene Ontology annotation, cellular component: COP9 signalosome; cytosol. The record is from RefSeq and is a predicted model, not a curated record. NCBI's taxonomy places the organism in Eukaryota, Metazoa, Chordata, Mammalia, Artiodactyla, Hippopotamidae. The transcript is spliced from 10 exons. Bases 82 to 1302 code for a protein of 406 amino acids.
UCUAGCCAACUCUGGAGGACUACACUUGUUUUUUUUUUUGGCUGUGAGAGGCCCGGCAGCUUCGGCUGAGCUCGGAGAAAGAUGGCGGCAGCUGUGCGGCAGGAUUUGGCCCAGCUCAUGAAUUCGAGCGGCUCUCAUAAAGAUCUGGCGGGCAAGUAUCGUCAGAUCCUGGAAAAAGCCAUUCAGUUAUCUGGGGCAGAACAACUAGAAGCUUUGAAAGCUUUUGUGGAAGCAAUGGUCAAUGAGAAUGUCAGCCUCGUGAUCUCGCGCCAGUUGCUAACUGAUUUCUGCACACAUCUCCCUAAUCUGCCUGAUAGCACAGCCAAAGAAAUCUAUCAUUUCACCUUGGAAAAAAUCCAGCCUAGAGUCAUUUCAUUUGAGGAGCAGGUUGCUUCCAUAAGACAGCAUCUUGCAUCCAUAUAUGAAAAAGAAGAAGAUUGGAGAAAUGCAGCCCAAGUGUUGGUGGGAAUUCCUUUGGAAACAGGACAAAAACAGUACAAUGUAGAUUAUAAACUGGAGACUUACCUGAAGAUUGCUAGGCUAUACCUGGAAGAUGAUGAUCCAGUCCAGGCAGAGGCUUACAUAAAUCGGGCGUCAUUGCUUCAGAAUGAAUCAACCAAUGAACAGUUACAGAUACAUUAUAAGGUAUGCUAUGCACGUGUUCUUGAUUAUAGAAGAAAAUUCAUUGAAGCUGCACAGAGGUACAAUGAGCUCUCUUACAAGACAAUAGUGCACGAAAGUGAAAGACUAGAGGCCUUAAAACACGCUCUGCACUGUACCAUCUUAGCAUCAGCAGGACAGCAGCGUUCUCGGAUGCUGGCUACUCUUUUCAAGGAUGAAAGGUGCCAACAACUUGCUGCUUAUGGAAUCCUAGAGAAAAUGUACCUAGAUAGGAUAAUCAGAGGAAAUCAACUUCAGGAAUUUGCUGCCAUGCUGAUGCCUCACCAGAAAGCAACUACAGCUGAUGGUUCUAGCAUCUUGGACAGAGCUGUUAUUGAACACAAUUUAUUGUCUGCAAGCAAAUUAUAUAAUAAUAUUACCUUUGAAGAACUUGGAGCCCUUUUAGAGAUUCCUGCAGCUAAGGCAGAAAAGAUAGCAUCACAAAUGAUAACAGAAGGACGUAUGAAUGGAUUUAUUGAUCAGAUUGAUGGAAUAGUUCAUUUUGAAACACGAGAAGCCCUGCCAACAUGGGACAAACAGAUCCAGUCGCUGUGUUUCCAGGUGAAUAACCUUUUGGAGAAAAUUAGUCAGACAGCACCAGAAUGGACAGCACAAGCCAUGGAAGCCCAGAUGGCUCAGUGAAUCUUGCAGACCUUCUGUGCACACUACAUCUUUUUCCAUGUUGUACAGAGUAAUUUCACUAUCUCUGAAAAGCAUUUGCAUCAUGACCUUACAUAUUUCAACCCCUUUUAUGCUGGAUUCUAUUUAAAGAAGACAUUAUUAGAGCAAGAAGUGCAAGUGUUGAAAAAUAUGUAGUUCCCAUUUAUUCAGGGUCUCUGUGUAUCAAGCUAACUCAGAUGUUUUGAAAGCUUUUUCUUCAAACAGAGUAAGUGAAGUAUCUGUGACUAAAAAGUUUGGGAUUUGUGAUAACUUUGUAGUCAUGUAAAACUUAAGUGCUUUGUGCCUCUCCACACAUGGUUAUUCUAAUAAAUGGAGAAGUGAGCCAAA